AAGGAGAAAGUGAAGACAAGAGACUGGGGGACGUCACUCGUCAUCACAGAGAGCCAGCGUUGCCGCCACGCACCACCAUCACCACCACUACCGCCGCCGCCGCUGGCAUAAAUAGGGUUUUGCCUGACCGGCAGGAGAAUGAUGGGAGGAGCCAAGGAGCAGCGAGUGGACCCAGAGAAUGGGACAUGUUUUUAGAAGAAACAGGAGAAGACGGUUUCUCUCCUGGUUUUUCAUUUUCUAUCCCCGGUCCAUCUACUCAGCUAAAUCCAACCACUACAUCACUUACCACUGCAAGACCAGAUCCUUACAAAGUCCCGGAGAUCUGUUUCUCUAAUCUGUUGAAACAAUGCAAGUUAGAAGGUCAAUGCCCAGACAUGCAUUAUCACCUGCCGCACCGCUGGCAGAUUAACAAAGGAACCGACUGGGAAGAUAUCCCAAAUAUGGAGGAGAUUGAGAAAUGCUACUGCGACCCAUCCACUGACAGCGUUCAAUCAAUUGACUUUGUGACUAUGAGGUCCGGCGUGCACCCCGUUCGUCGUCUCUCCACUGUCUCUUCUGUCAAGAAGCCGCCUGGAUACGACCUGACCACCGAGUGGCUGUGGUACUGGAAGCAUAAAAAUGGCGCCUGGACACCGUAUGGCCAAUCUAACGUGAUAACAGCGAGCACCGCCAUGUCUUCUUCAGACCUAGAAAACGUGUAUCUCGCAUUUCCCACCUCAGUUGUUCCUUUCAUCGUGGGCAGGCACUGCUAUGAGAUCAAUUUCUCAGAAAUGAAGCAGAGGAACAUUUGGUACGAAACGGAGAGAGAAGUGCGCAGGAGACCGAAAUAUCAAAGUCUUAUGGACUUACUGAUGAGAAGUAUGAAAUUAUCAGCAACUGUGUUGCCCCCGAAGUCAGCACCGCGCGUCACUAACUUUCCACAGGAAAUUCAGUCAGAAACGUACUUUAACUCAGCAUCGCUCAUCACUAUGCCAGGACCGCCCUCCCUGGAGUCAGCACGGCCGACUUUCAUCUACCCGAGAACAUGGGACACUUCAGCGCUGCCAGAUAUCAACUGUCAGAAAGUUCCCGUCUCUCGCAUGUCCAGGGAGUUCUCAGAAAUUGUCAGCAGCUUCACCAAUACGGUCAGCGGGCACGUGGUGAAGAAGCUGUGGCGUCUCCAGAACCCGUCUCUGUGGCAGGUGUUCACGUGGCAAAAGGAACAGAUGAAAAAUAGAAAUCAGGGACAAGACGUGAAGGAAAUGCGACUGUUUCACGGCACAGACACGGCACACAUAGACGCCAUCUGCAAUCAGAACUUUGACUGGCGUCUCUGCGGCACCCAUGGCACUGCUUAUGGACAAGGAAGUUACUUUGCCCGAGACGCCUUGUACUCCCACAAAUACUCCUCUAAGGCUCCUGAUGGGACGCGGUUGAUGUUCAUGGCUCGUGUGCUGGUGGGAGACUUCACCAUAGGAAACCAACAAAUGAAGCGCCCACCGCAGAGACCCGGCAGCACCACGGAGUAUUAUGACUCCUGCGUGAACAACGUCACCGAUCCCUCCAUCUUUGUGGUGUUUGAGAAGCAUCAGAUCUACCCCGAGUAUCUUCUGGAAUACGAAGAGGAAGAAUACGAAGAGGAAGAAUAUGAAGAGGAAGAAUACGAAGAGGAAGAAUACGAAGAGAAAGAAUAUGAAGAGGAAGAAUACGGAAGAAUACGAAGACGAAGAAUUUGAAUAAGAGGAAGAAUUGAAGUAAUCUGAAAUUAAAAACUGCAUGCUAAUAAUAACAAUAAUAAGUAUAAUAAUAAUAACACACAGUUUUAUUGUUAAAUAACGAAAAUUUGUCAACAUUUUGUCCAAACUUGUCCAUAAUACAAAUAAAAUUAUAUUAAUUAAUUAAUUAAUUAAACAAAACAUACUGAUGAAAAACAGUAAAUUAAAGGCGCUAAUUGUCUGAUUGUUACGCUGAGCGCUCUAUAAAGCGCGCACGUACCGGGACUCUUAAAUUUAAAGGGCCAGUGCACCAGUGAUUGGUGCCUGGUCCAAAGUGGUUAAUCUAGGGUUAAAGGUUCUGCUUUGACUUAAUUAGGCCGGCACCUGUGCACUGCCUAUAAGUACCAUCUCCUCCCACAGCUUCCUGCCGGAUCUUUGUUGCCUUCGUGCACUAUAGAAAGCGUUUGUGUGUAUUCCCUGCUUGUUGCUGAACCUGUUGCUAUUGACUACCGCCUGAGAACCGUUGCCGCCUGCCCUGACCUUUUGCUACCUCUGACCUCGCCUCUCCCUGAUCUUCUUGUACCUUGCUUCAUCUCAGCAGCCAGAGAGGUUGAGUCGAUACUGGGUGGAACAACCUGGGGGUUACGUGCCGCAGCAAGACCAUCCCGCUUUGCGGCGGGCUCUGUUUAAAACCAGUAACUCCUUAGACUCCGUUCGCCUGGUACGGCCCAAGUCAUCUCCUCUCUGGCACAGCGGAUCCACCUCCAGCUCCUGCUAGCUCCUGCCAGUCCGGAUCACUGAUCAUGGGAUCUGACCUCUGAGACCCCCCCCCCUUUGAGAUUUCCUGAACGGGGUCCUGGCUUCUCUAGCUGAGUGCUCCAUUCCCACCUCCUGAGGCACACUUUCCUCGACAGUGAAGGCCCGUUUGGCCAAUCACCUGCAUCCGCUGAUUGAGCAGUCAAUGCUGAGACAAGACCAUCUGGGAAAGUGGGGACUGGAGCGAUCGGCAAGAUUAGCCAAAGCCCUAUUUUGGAGACUACAACUGCCGGACUUGCCUAAGUAAGUUCCAAGCCACACCCCUACUUCAACCCCUUAAAGGGAUACUCCAGGGGAAACAUAUUUUUUUUUAAAUCAACUGGUACCAGAAAUGUAAACAGAUAUGUAAAUUAAUGUAGCUACAAAGGUACACGCGUGCACUCACCGCUCAACGGAGACUGUUCAGCAUGGGAGCGUGUGUCAGCGUGUGAAACAGCCGGCGUAGCCUCCGAGCGCCCACCUGCCUGCACCGAUGCUGUGAUCCAGCCUUUCCGUGGACUGGACUCCCAUGCUGAACAGUCUCCGUUGAGCAGUGAGUGCACGCGCGUACCUUUGUAGCUACAUUUGUUGAUGCUUCACACUUUUCGUAUGUGCACCCCGCAGGAGACACAUUUGUAGGCCUCCGAUGUCAUGCAGUAUCCCCGUUUUUCAGGUGCAGUAACGCUAUAGUGUGCCCUCUCCUUUCCUGGUCUUUUUAGAUAUGUAAAUUACUUCUAUAUAAAAAUCUUAACCCUUCCAGUGCUUAUCAGCUGCUGUAUACUACAGAGGAACUUUUUUUUGUUUUUGAAUUUCUUUUUAUUGACAUGAUUUUUUUAUGGGAAAAGGGGAGGUUAAAACUUUUUAUUAGAGAAGGGGUUAAUUCACAUCUAUUACUUGUGUUUUUUUUUUUUACAUUUUAGACUUCAAUCAACUUUGAUCACAGCGCCUAAGGGGUUAAUGCUAGGCACUGUGAUCGGUGAUGUCUGGCAUAAGCCACAGGUGCGGGUGGCAUCCCACUAUGAUGUGCGCUCAUCUAAAGCCAUGAACACCGAAAUAAUCGGCGGGAAAUUCACUUGGCUGAAAAGACCAAAAGGGCCAUAUUUGGAGGAAAUUUGGUGCAUCCCUAAUAUAUACACAUACAUAUAUAUAUAUAUGGAUAUAGUGAUGUCCCCACCUAUAAUGAUACCUUUCAGAUACCCCCAUCAGUUCCUCUACUCUUUGAAAUUCCCCCCCUAUAUAUUUGGAUUUUGUGUAUUUCAUAUAUUUCUGUGAUUAAAUGAAUAAAGAAUUUAAUAUUUUAC
Hyla sarda is the source of this 3790-nucleotide messenger RNA. Its product is annotated as protein mono-ADP-ribosyltransferase PARP12-like. Bases 186 to 1715 code for a protein of 509 amino acids. The record is from RefSeq and is a predicted model, not a curated record. Lineage: Eukaryota; Metazoa; Chordata; Amphibia; Anura; Hylidae. Gene Ontology annotation, molecular function: NAD+ poly-ADP-ribosyltransferase activity. The transcript has 13 exons.